Molecule: messenger RNA, 576 nt
Organism: Alternaria burnsii
Lineage: Eukaryota; Fungi; Ascomycota; Dothideomycetes; Pleosporales; Pleosporaceae
Exons: 1
Coding region: 1-576 (191 amino acids)
Source: RefSeq, a predicted model, not a curated record
AUGGCCUCCAACCACAACGACAACCCGUGGGCAGACCAAGGGAACCCACAAGGACAGAGCCAGCAGAGCCACAACCCCUAUCAAGCGUACCAAGACCCGCCUCACAACCCCUACGCCCAACAACCACCCCCGAACCCAUUAGGUCAACAUCCCCCUCAAGAGCCGUACGCACAGUACCCGCCUCAACACCAGGACACCUCACCGUGGAGCCAAGAGCCAAGCCAAACUCAAUCUCACAAUCCAUUCAUGCAGACACAAUCCCAUGACCCUUCCCAACAGUCCUACCAGCAGCAACAACCCUCCCAGUCCUCCUACCCUGGACAAGAAGAUGUGCCGCCAGGUCUACCACCCCGCCGCACAGCUACGGAGAUGGCCCUCCCUACCGGACAGGAUCGUUCGCAUCAGAUUGAGGUGAUGCAGAGUUACGAGGCUGCGGGACGAAAAGACGACGACGACGAGAAUGUUGAAGCGCUGCAGCGAGAAUUUCCGAAGAUAGACGGAAGUCUGAUUGCAGCAAUCUAUGGAGAUACCAAAAGCCUGAGCGCUACGAGGGAAAUGUUACAUGAACUGCAGUAA